Trichoderma virens Gv29-8 is the source of this 4345-nucleotide messenger RNA. RefSeq lists its product as uncharacterized. NCBI's taxonomy places the organism in Eukaryota, Fungi, Ascomycota, Sordariomycetes, Hypocreales, Hypocreaceae. The transcript has 8 exons. The record is from RefSeq and is a predicted model, not a curated record. The coding region runs from base 1 to 3963 and encodes 1320 amino acids. Gene Ontology annotation, cellular component: RAVE complex. Gene Ontology annotation, biological process: vacuolar acidification. Gene Ontology annotation, molecular function: protein binding.
AUGAGCAUCGUCCUGCCGGGUAAGCCGCAGUCAAGACUUCAAGGUCUGGCUAUUGGUUAUUGGAAUAACUUACACCUGAAUGCAUAUAUCACCGGAAAUGCAUUUACCAUCCUCGAUGGAUUGCAAACAAUCAUCCAGACGAUAUACGACGAAAAUGACGAACCGCUGCAGGCCAUAGCCAUUGACGAGCUGACGGGCAAAAUCGCGACGAGCACGGCGACGCAAGUUCGAAUCUAUAAUCCAUUGGGAGGGCUGCAGGAAGAUGCAUUAAAGUGGGCGCUCCAAGUCACCUUCGACAUACCCCAGGAUGGCUCUGGAACAACAUGCGCAUUGUCUUGGGGUAGCUCAGAGGAGCUUUUAGUUGCAGGCAACUACCUGUCUCUAUUCUACACAGGAGAGCACCCAGGACGCUCGUGGGAGCAAUGGCUCCCUAGUCCUGUGAAAAUGGCAACGCUGUCGUAUGACUCGGGGUAUAUUGCUUCCAUCGCUCACCACGACUACUUCACCAAAGUUUGGCGCCGCUUGACCUAUGGCUCUAAUGAUGUUCGAUUCGAUUUGGCCUACCUAUCUCACCCAGAUGUCGUUACAAACAUCAGAUGGCGCAAACCGUUCCAUGUUGAACAAACGUCAGGCAAUGUUUUGUACACCAGCUGCUUAGAUGGCCAUGUACGUGUGUGGAUUCCAGUCGAUACGGCAAAUGGCUGGCAAUGGCAGCUCUGGGGCAAAAUCAACAUCACAGAGUCAAUGCCAAGUGGCGCCCUCCCCCAGGAGCCAUGGCUGGCUUGCAUUAUCGAUGGGAGAGAUUUUACAGCUUCCGUGGAGAGGGCCAUAGAGCAACGAAUGGCAGAUGACAGCAGCACUGAUGAUGUAGCAUUGGAUCAUCUGGUAGCCAUUGCAAACAGGAGCCCGGAGAUAUGCCUCGCUAUGAACCGAUCGGGGUUUUUGACUGCUUGGGCUCUGGAAAACGUUGGUAGUCCCUUGGCCGACGAUCGCCAAAUUUUCAACAUUGCGCAGACAAUAUCACCGGGAUUGGAAAACCUUUCCAGUCUUCUACCAUCGAACGAUUUAUCGCAUGUGGAAAUCCAAACGUACUGCAAUCGAAAAACUGGACAGUUGCGGAUACUACUGCACGUGUUCGAUGGCAGGAUAGCCAUAUUUGAAUGUAGCGCUGCGGAUUUAUUUGAUCCCACGACCAAUGAUAAACGAUUGAUGCUUCAUUCGAUAUGGUCCGGUCACUCUGCCUCGAUCGGGAAAAUAGUGCGCAAUUUCAGCGGCCGAGCAGCUGUGUCGAGAACAAGGGAUGGCGAAACCGUCGUGUGGGAUCACUCACCCACCAAUCCGGUCGGAUCCUCGCACGGGUUCCUUGAUUUCAGUCGCCGCAGCAUUAUCCCCGAGGCCGGCCAUAUCCAUCGCAUUUGUGUUCUUCGUAAAGGCCGAUUUGUCGUUUUGCACAGGAAAAAUGUCCUAUCACUUUGGGAUUGCCGAAGUGGAAAGGGCGCCAAACUUGCGGAGAGUACCUAUGAGGCGCCGGGCAACCCUCUUUGCCUCAUCGUUUUGCCCAAACCGCAAGAUGCAAAUUAUAGGACUGCACAUAUGGCCAUGAUAACAUCCAAAGGGCAUGGAAUUGUCUGGCAGCUCAGUCUUCCAAACUAUGCCAAGGACUCAACAAGUACUCUGGGUGCGGGUAUUGAGCAAUUUUGCCAGUUUAACAUCGAAUCCAGUGAAGAUCUGAAGUAUGUUCUUCCUGUUGACCCUGCUGGCUCUGGUCCUAUAUCAUCUGGAUUUCUGGACGUUUUUGCCCGAGAUAUCGCCAUGUCCUGUACCCACACUGGCCGAAUCGACCUUUGGACAGCUCGUGUCGAUCUGGAACGCAAGACCGUCGGUUGGCUAUCGACAUGUAAUGCUGAAACGGGAUUUCACGAGCCAGCAUUGACCAGCGGCAGUAUGCUUAAAAAGGUUGCAAUAGUAAAAUCAAAUAGGUCGACGCUUGCCAUAUGGGAUGUUGGUGGAUCUCGUCUCGAGUUCGAUGAGGACUAUCAUUCGCAAGAUGCUAUCCAAGAUCUUGAUUGGACUUCAACCCCCGAUGCUCAAUCGAUACUGGCUGUUGGGUUCCAAUAUCGUGUUCUUCUCCUGUCUCAGAUGCGAUUUGAUUACUUGAAUAAGGGCGCAGCAUGGGCGCCAAUCCGCGAGAUUAGCAUCCGUGAACUAACACCCCAUCCGAUCGGAGAUUCAACAUGGCUUGGUAAUGGUCAUCUACUUAUCGGAGCCGGUAACCAGUUAUUCGUCUACGAUCGACGAGUCAGCGUCGACGAGUCACUUGUUACUGCGGACCUUAGGCUGCCUCAUCGUCAGGAUGGAACAUGGGAUCUCUUCGAGGCAGUGCAGAGAUUUAACGGACCUCUCCCCGUUUUCCACCCUCAGUUUCUCAGUCAAUGCAUCCUUGCAGGAAGAAACAAGCUCGUGCGACGAAUUCUUGUGGAGCUCCAUAAGACGUUAAAAUUCCUCGUUCCAGGAGAGUCUGUGGAUGACUACCUUGGUAUUGACUUGCAAGAGUUUUAUCUACCAGAUUCUGAUAGUAGCAGCCAAGCAUUCAAUACAGGGUUCAGUUACCUGGAUUCAGCCCCAAAGGGAGAGGAUGAUGAAAUAUUCACCGAGGAAAUUGCUACUGCAAUCAGCGAAAGGCUUACUCGGCUAGGUAUUCCCCAGCUCUCAGGCCAUGAGCAGAUCCAAUUAGUAGACAUGAUUGAAUGUGUGGCAUUGGUGGAGCGAGAGCGUCGCUCUAUAGACGAGAAUGCAGCUCGUUUUAUGCUAUUUUUCCGACAACACGCACUUCGAAAAGGGCGCACCAACGAGAUACAGCUUUCUUGGAGAGAGAUCAACUGGGCAUAUCAUUCUGGCAGCCAGGACAUUCUGUCAGAGUUUGUCUCUCGACAGAACCACAACGUCUUGCUAUGGGAGCACGCUCGAGAAAGCGGUAUAUUUAUGUGGCUUACCGACACGCAUCAAUUGCAACAAAAAUUCGAGGCUAUCGCAAGAAAUGAGUAUACGAAGAACGGGGACAGAAACCCGGUGGAGUGCAGCCUGUUCUACAUCGCGCUUCGCAAGAAGGGGAUACUGCAAGGACUUUGGCGAAUGGCAGGAGGAGACAAAGAACAAGCUACAACUCAGAAGUUCUUGACUCACGACUUUGAGGAACCAAGAUGGCGCACUGCUGCGUUGAAAAAUGCAUAUGCGCUAUUGAGCAAGCGACGAUUUAAAUAUGCGGCUGCUUUCUUUUUAUUAGCUGACAAGCUGGAGAAUGCUGUUGAAGUCUGCCUCCGUCAAUUGAAAGACCUACAGCUGGCCAUUGCAAUCACUCGCGUAUACGAGGGCAACGAAGGUCCCGUACUGCGAAAACUGCUGCGUGAGGAAGUCCUCACAGUUGCAGCGCGUGAGGGCAAUCGCUGGCUCGCAUCUUGGGCAUUCUGGAUGCUGGGCAGAAAAGACAUGGCAGUGAGAGCUCUUGUCACUCCUAUAUAUACCCUCCUCGAGACGCCUGCUUCGCCGGAUUUGAAAUCUCGGUCUUUCUUAACUGAUGAUCCCGCUUUAGUCGUUCUCUAUUCCCAGUUGCGACAGCAAACACUGCAAACAUUACGAGGAGCGUCCAAGGUAUCGCCAAAGGUGGAGUGGGAAUUUGUUCUUCACAGCGCAAAGCUUUACGAUCGUAUGGGUUGCGAUCUGCUUGGUCUCAGCCUAGUUCGAACUUGGGAGUUCCAACAGCAAACAACGACUGGGCUUGGAGGCGGCAUGAACCCAUUAGCCCUCUUGAGACGAAGAAGCUCGCUCGUUGUCAAUGAUCUCCACACAUCCGAGCUACACGCGAAGAUAUUGACCGACCACGAACAGGUCAAGCGUUCUGCAGCGCCGCCCUCAACCUUUCACGAGCCAGACGCUGCGUCACUGCUUGAUAGUUUUGGCUUGUAGAACAAGUAAUCGUAUAUACACGAAGGUACAGCGGAGGAAAUUUGGCAUGGUGGGGGUUGAAAUAAAUAUCAUUGAUCUUGUCUCAACAUGCGUGUUUUCUUAUAUCCUUCGUCAUGGCAUCCGGGGCUGGGGCUCUGCUCACGAUUCCCAGAUGACUGUUUCUGUUUUGGCUAUGACCCCUUUUCUCUCCGAGCGUUGCACAUUUAUGUCAACAUUGUCGUCCAAGUCGAUAGCAAAAUUAAUCAACAAAUUCGUUGGCCAUACUAGGGAAUGCAAGUCUUUAGUCAACGUAAUCAUCCUCUCCAUCUCCACCCUUGAGGUUCGCAUCCUUGCGGAUGGGAAUCUUGAUGCCUUGCGCUGCAAACGUCUUGCUCAAAGGCGU